Messenger RNA from Solanum verrucosum, 1161 nucleotides. RefSeq names its product putative F-box protein At1g20795. The record is from RefSeq and is a predicted model, not a curated record. NCBI's taxonomy places the organism in Eukaryota, Viridiplantae, Streptophyta, Magnoliopsida, Solanales, Solanaceae. Gene Ontology annotation, molecular function: protein binding.
AUGGAAUUUCAGGAAGAUAUCCUUGGGGAGAUCAUUUCCCGCUUGCCCUUGAAGUUUGCUGUUCAAUGUAAACUUCUAUCGAAGAAUUUUAAUCAUAAGAUCUCAUCAGAAUUUGCCCAAAUUUUGUUCCAACGUCAUAAAGACACUUCAACACAACUCAUAUAUUCAAAUUAUGAUGAGAGAUUAUUCAGUAAAUUCUCCUUAAACCCAAUCACUCGAUCUGUGACGACUUCAUCCUAUGACUCUGAGAUUUUGGACAUAUGUAAUGGUCUGAUUCUCUUUGAAUUUGAACUAACUAUGACACCAAGUAGAUGUUGUUGUGUUUUCAAUCCCAUAACUGGCGCACACCAGUUGAUACCAUUCCCAAAGUCGCCUGAAUUUGAGUUGGAAACAACAGGCCUAACGGUUGAUUACCCGAAUUCAGAUCAAUACAAAUUGGUAACCAUCAGUGAGGUGGUUGAAAAUUCCAGCUUGUUCUACAAAUUUCACCUACUUUCAUCAGAGCAAUCUGGCUUGUGGCGUGAAAUCCAACUGAGAACCAAUACUUUCAUAUCUUUCUCCGAUAAUCCAUCUGUUUAUUGGCGCGAUUCUCUGUAUUGGCUCAGAAGUGAUGGUAGUGUUCUAGCUUUUGAUACAAAGAAAGAAGAGGCUAUACUCAUUGACCGUCCUGAGUUUAUUGAUCAUUAUGUUCUCAGCUACGGUAAAAUUUUGACUAGUAAGGAUAUGAGUGGUAGCGAUAUAUGGCUAGGGAGGGCACAAGGUUUACUUACCCAUGUAUGCAUUUUCAGAAUGUACAUAGUCAUUGGCACUUGUGACAGUGCAAGCAGCCGUUGGAUGGUUUCCCAAAUUUUGGACAACUUCAUUUCUGGUCUGGACGGCAUUGUUAUUGGCUUUCCAGUAUGGAUCGACACCAAGCAAGUGUCUUUUCUGGUACAGAGUAACUCGCCAGGGUAUCAUGAUCUAUACGAGUAUGAUGCAAAGAUCAACGGGUACAAAAAUGCUGCAGUGUUGGACAAAGUUGAUUAUCCCGAGUAUAUCUUCCAUCCAACGUUAGCUUGUGUCCAUAAGUCGCCCUCACGUAAUGUAACCGCUGCUUAUCAGGUAUAUAUUGCUGCAAAUUUGUAUGACAUCAAAAGAUUUAUUAUCAAAGGUACCUGUUAG